GUGUUUACAACUUUAAGGCGACAUACCUAUAUCAGCCUUUGUUUUAAAGACAGUGCCAUAUUUAAUGAAUAAGGAAAACUCUAAGUAAUAGCACUGUUGUACUUUCCUGUAAAUAUAAAGCAAAGUGCUAUGGCUUCUCAGUUCUCAGUCGUCUGUCAGCCGCCAUGGCGAGGAUAUUCUUUCUUUGUGUUUCUUUGUUCGUUUGUGUGUAUGGGCAUAAACAAGAUGACAUAAUAACAGAGUCAGCUUCUGGAAGGUUCGUUGGAUCAUUGAUGACGUCACGGCGGGGGAGACCCAUACACGCGUACCGUGGCAUUCGGUACGCGCAGCCCCCUGUAGGAGCAUUGCGAUUUCAGCCCCCAGUGCCCAUAACGUUCUACCCACACGAGGUUAACGCGACUCUGGAUGGCCCAGCCUGCCCGCAGCCCGCCGACCCUGGUUAUUUUGUUGACGAAGACUGUUUGAGACUUAAUGUUUAUACCCCUGGAGUGCUUGGAAAAUGGUCUCUCCCCGUACUGGUGUACAUCCACGCAGGUGGCUUCUACUCGGUGUCCGGUCGGUCGGACGUGGCCGGCCCACAACACUUGCUCGAUAAGGACCUCGUGCUAGUCACUAUUAACUAUAGACUGGGCUCUUUAGGCUUCCUAAGCACCGGCGACGAGCACGCCCCCGGCAACAAUGGGUUCAAGGACCAAGUGGUCGCGCUGCAGUGGGUGCGCGCCAAUAUAGCGUCGUUCGGCGGCGACGCCGGCCGUGUCACGCUGGCGGGCUACAGCGCGGGCGCGAUCAGCGUCGCCUUGCACACUGUCUCGCCUAUGUCGAGGGGUCUUUUCCACCGCGCUAUAUCAAUGAGCGGAUCCCCAUUCUCCCAAAUCCCUUUCCGCUGCAACCUCCUACAUCUCGCGGUGCAACAGGCCCGGCUGGUGGACUGUCCGGUUACUUCCACCGCUGAGCUCGUGGAUUGCUUAAGGGCUGUACCCUGGAGGGUGUUGGGAGACUCGCUGAAGGGGUUCCAAGAAUUCUCAAUAGAUCCCAUUCUGAUCUGGACUCCAGUAAUAGAAGGUGACUUUGGCCAAGAAAGGUUUUUACCCGAAGACCCGCUGCGGGCCAUACGAGCGGGCAAACUGCGCUCUGUACCGUACAUAGUGAGCCAGACUAGAGACGAGUUCUUUUGGGAAUCUUUCCUUGUCCUCAACAACUCGAUAUACCGCACGCAGAUCAACGAGGACUGGUACAAGGUAGGUCCCGAAGCGUUCCUCCUCCCCGCGCCGUCAGACCGCAGCGCGCGCGCGCUGCGAGCGCAGUAUCUGCCCGCGCGCCGCUUGGAGAACACCGCCGCUGACAACGCGGCUCUGGGCCGGCUGUAUGGCGACGCGGUCAUCGGCUUCGGCGCUCAUAGACUAGCGAACCUAAUGGCUUAUAAUAACAAAGAGCCCACAUACUACUACGAGUUCAACUAUAUCGGAAACCAGAGUCAUUACGUGGACCCUGCUAGUGGAAAACCCGUCGGUGUAGCUCAUCACGACGAGUUAAUAUAUCUGUUCUCACUUCCGGCUGGGUUCCAAGAAAUCCCUGUGUCUGACUCCAGGGACUCCCUGAUGGUUGACAAGUUAACCACCAUGUUCUACAACUUUGCUCUUACCGGAAAUCCAAACCCAUUGUUAGACGACUGCGCAUCUCCGGUGUGGCCCCCCAUGCGACCUGAUGAGAGACAAUAUUUGCAAAUUGGAGAUCAUUUCUCCGUUCAUAGAAAUCUGUUUGAAAACAGAUUCCGAGUUUGGGAAUAUCUAUAUCCCAUAGAAUAUAAUUUGACGAAAUCUUGAGAAUAAAGCGAGUUAAUAUUG
Molecule: messenger RNA, 1844 nt
Organism: Zerene cesonia (dogface butterfly)
Lineage: Eukaryota; Metazoa; Arthropoda; Insecta; Lepidoptera; Pieridae
Product: esterase FE4-like
Exons: 11
Coding region: 165-1823 (552 amino acids)
Source: RefSeq, a predicted model, not a curated record